AUGACCAACGUCGGAUUCGAAAUGCGAGACCCGCUACUUGUCCUUCGUAUGAGUCCGGCUAUGCAGGAACGUGUCGCAUAUGCGCUUGGAGAACACUGGGCCUCCAGAAAGAUGUACUUGCUGGAGUUGGAUGGAAGGACCGAGGAUGACAGUUGCGCUGACUUCGUAUUCUGCGAACGUGUAGGCUUCGACGGCAUCGGCAUUGAAAGCGGCAGAGGCGCCAACAAUGGCCACGCACCUGAUGAGUUCUACAGACUAUAUCUUGCGCUCGCAGUGAACAUGUCCCAGCCCAACAUCUUCGAAAGAAGAGAGCUCGUCGGUAUUUCAGAGCUGGUGUACAUAGACGCAGCAUUCGAAAGCUUCUAG
Messenger RNA from Fulvia fulva, 366 nucleotides. RefSeq lists its product as uncharacterized. NCBI's taxonomy places the organism in Eukaryota, Fungi, Ascomycota, Dothideomycetes, Mycosphaerellales, Mycosphaerellaceae. Bases 1 to 366 code for a protein of 121 amino acids. The record is from RefSeq and is a predicted model, not a curated record. The transcript has a single exon.